Messenger RNA from Bombina bombina (fire-bellied toad), 1881 nucleotides. Its product is annotated as zinc finger protein 271-like. The transcript has a single exon. NCBI's taxonomy places the organism in Eukaryota, Metazoa, Chordata, Amphibia, Anura, Bombinatoridae. The record is from RefSeq and is a predicted model, not a curated record. The coding region runs from base 9 to 1514 and encodes 501 amino acids. Gene Ontology annotation, cellular component: nucleus. Gene Ontology annotation, biological process: regulation of transcription by RNA polymerase II. Gene Ontology annotation, molecular function: DNA-binding transcription factor activity, RNA polymerase II-specific; RNA polymerase II transcription regulatory region sequence-specific DNA binding.
ACGUGAAGAUGCAAGAGUUUACAUCUUGUUUAAAUGACAUGUUGAAGAGUGUCAAGGCAGCACAGGCUAAACUAGACAGUAGUCCCUUUUCCAUGGGAGAGUUUUUGAAAACUGUGGGUGUAACGAAUAAUCAGCCAACCAUAGUGAUGGGACGCAAACAAUAUGAAUGUGAUUUAUGUGGGCGUUGCUUUUCUGAUCCUUCAAAUCUGCGCCGCCACAAAAACAUACACAGUGGGUUGAGACCUUAUGUGUGUGAUAUAUGUGGCAGCAGCUUUCGACAGAAGUCACAGCUACAUCGUCACCACUUGGUUCAUACAGGUGAACGCCCCUUCCGGUGUGCCUUUUGUUCGAAGGGUUUCAGAGACUCAACUGAACUGCGUGUUCAUUUCCGUGUGCACACAGGAGAGAGGCCUUAUAGUUGUCCAGUCUGUCAAAAGAGCUUUUCCAGGAUCUGCUAUAUGAAAAAACACCAGGAAAAACACAACCGAAUGGAAGAAUUAGUACUGCAAAAGCCUAAAGAGGUGCACAUUAUUGCUACUGUUAAUGAUGAUGAAGAUUUCCCAGAGGAAUUCCACUGUUCUUUCUGUAGUAUUUGGUUUUUAACCAAGGAGGAACUUGAAGCCCAUCGUCCUGUGCACUUGAAGUUUGGGCCAUCAGGGCAAAAGCUUUACGAAUGUGGAGAAUGCAAGAAAUGUUUUAAUAACUCAUCAAACCUGAGGAAACAUGCCAUAAUUCAUACAGGGAUGAAGCCCUUUACCUGUAAUGUUUGUAACCAGCGCUUCCGACAAGCCACUCACCUACAUCGCCACUAUUUAGUCCAUACAGGUGAGAGGCCAUUCAAAUGCUCCAUUUGUCAAAAAGGUUUCCGUGACACCAGUGAUCUGUUAAAGCACCAGCGAGUUCAUACAGGAGAGAAACCAUACCAGUGUUCCGUUUGUGAGAAAAGCUUUAAGCACCUUCAUAAUGCUAGGGUUCAUAAGCAGCGGCACAUGAAUGAAGAAUCCAUUAAUGAGGAGCUUCCUUCUUCCUCUCUCUGCUCUCAGUCAAUUUCAUCUUCAAAAGUAAAUGAUUAUAUUAACAAGACAGAACCACAGUUCUCACAAAAAGAGUUGCAUUCCAAGCAUAAAUCACAGUGCUACAGAGCUGACCACUUAAAAUGUAGCCUAUGCACAAAAACAUUUGCCCGCAUCUCCAGUCUUCAUCGACAUUAUCUUAUUCACACAUCCCACCGUCCAUUUGGCUGUUCUCUGUGUGGCAAACAUUUCAGACAACUCUCUCACCUUGACAGACAUAAGAGAAUUCACACUGGAGAACAGCGUUUCCAUUGCACAGCCUGUCGAAAGACAUUUCGAGAGUCUAGCGAUUUGUUGCAUCAUCAGCAGGUCCAUGCAAAGGAGAAAUUGUUUAGCUGUCUAAAGACACAUCAACUAAGUCACGAAAAAGGGUCCUAUCUGGAAACAGAAAUAUUAGAUGACGAUGAUGAUGGCAACUCAAUUGAGAUUGUUUUGGUCUAAUUUAUAUUAUUAACAUGUAAAUUACAAAGCACUUUGACAAUUCAAAAGCAACUAUUAAAAAAAUUAAACUGAUAAACAGUAGAUAAGAUUGGUAGGAACAUUUAAAGAGCAAAAACAAGAAGAAAAAUGUGCUUAUGAUUAUAAAGAAAUAUUGUAAAAACUGGGUUUAAAGACCUUUUAGAAUUUGAAUUAAGGUAAAAGUAUAUGUGUCUUUACACAAUGCAAAAGAACAGAGUAAAAAUCAAGCAGCCUCAAUGGGAAAAUAAACUAAACAUAAAUGUAGCGUAGAAUUCUGUAGUUAAACACAUCCAGUUAAAAAGCAUGAUAUUUAUUUGUAAAUAUAUAUAAUAAAUUACAUGUAACUGUG